Messenger RNA from Nothobranchius furzeri (turquoise killifish), 6154 nucleotides. RefSeq names its product ceramide transporter 1 (gene cert1). The record is from RefSeq and is a predicted model, not a curated record. Gene Ontology annotation, molecular function: lipid binding. Gene Ontology annotation, biological process: ER to Golgi ceramide transport. NCBI's taxonomy places the organism in Eukaryota, Metazoa, Chordata, Actinopteri, Cyprinodontiformes, Nothobranchiidae.
GAAGAUUCAUAAGAGACCUGGAUGAUGAAGCUCAAUGGUUAAAGGAAUCACUGAAGCGGUGGGAAGCGCUCCGUCGCGCGUCUAGAUGGUACCGUAGGAGGCGAGCUGCCAUGGUUCGCCGCAUGCUACAGCAGCGGGCUAUCUAGGUGCGCACAGCGUCCCCUCCCCCUCCUCCCUGUCCGGGACUCGACCUCACCAGUCUGAAGCAGCCACCCUGUCCGUAACAAGUCCGGACCUGUUACUAGGGGCGUCGUCCGGUGAAAUUAUGGAAAACGUUAUCCGGAUGUUUGUAUUCAGACACAAAGUUCUUACGGACAGAGUCCGGAACAUUUCCGUUUUUCAUGGCCUGUCUGAAGGGGGCUUAAGAAAGUCAUUGGCUGCAAACUCCCCUCCAUACAGGACUUGUACACCUCCAGGACAUUGAGGCAUGCAGGUUGGAUCACAGCUGUCCCAUGUCACCCUGGAUACAGUCUUUUCCACCCGCUCCCAUCAGACAGGAGGCUCAGAUCUGUUCGGACCAGAACCUCCUGCCACAAGAACAGUUUCUUCCCCUCUUCAGUUGGACUUAUGAAUGACAAUCGUAGGUAGGGAUGCACCGAUCAGGUUUUUUGCUGCCGAUUACCGAUAUCAAAGAAUGCUGAUCACCGAUACCGAUCACGUGGAUUGGCCAGAAAUUUUCUACAACAUUAUAAUGAGUGCUACAAACUACUUAAUCUGGGAAUAAAGAAAAUGUAACCUAAUCUAAAAUGGUCUGUAUUAAGGUUGUCACGGUGUGAAAAUUUAACCUCACGGUUAUUGUGACCAAAAUUACCACGGUUUUCGGUAUUAUCGCGGUAUUUUUUUUUAACGUGCUACAUUUUCACACAAUUAAAUAAACCCUGUAUGUCAGGAAAUAUUGUCUCCAGUUUGUGUCUAAAUUUUGCCUAAAAUGUGUUAUUUUGUAAUUAUGUUGUUUAUUUUUUUCCCUUUAGUCUUUAAAAUACCAAUAUUUGCCCAUAACUUCUUAUUUUAUGUCUCUUUGAUGUCAUCAUUUUAAAAAUAUUAGAUCAGAUGAUACUCAGUACUCAAGUAGCCUUCUAAUCAGAUACUUUUUUUACCCUUACUUGAGUAAUAAACCCUAUAUCGGGAAAAUAUUGUCCUCGGUUUGUGUUCCAGUGAGCUUUGCAGAUGUGGGAAAAUGUCAUCAGGCAGUAAUCAUUGUUAAAUUCAUAAUUAUUCUCGGAGAGAGACCAACUCUUAUCUGCCCCUGGGAGUCCCGUAAUGCAUAGCGUCAUUUCAACAUGGGGGUGUCCGUGACACGGUUUAUAUGCAGGUAGCGGCGCUGCGGCUGCUUUAUAUAGCGACUCGUUGCAUUCUGCCUCAACCCAAAUCCUCAGAUCACGCAUUUUAGCUAAAGCGCUAACGUUAGCUUGCCUUGCGUUGACUGUAGAGUUGUGGGUGAUGGUCACGCAGAUGUGUCUGAGAUUUGUAGCGUUGCUGCCUUUCACAGACAUUUUUUCUGCACGUGCUGCAAACAGGAUAGCCGUCUUCUAUAAACUCCCUCGGCAUUCUUCAGAUAUCCAAAAGAUGCCCGUACUUCUGACUUUGUCUUCUUUGAGGGAUAAUAAAUGUCCUCCUGAGCGCUGCCGUCUCCUCCUUUGGCCAUUAUUUCAGCUUUAGCUUCAAGAAAGUUUUGGUUGUAAACAACAAAGUGCGCAUGUGCCGCCAGCAGAACACCGGCAACUUCAGCAGAUGAUACGGUGGCUGGUAAGGGUCACCGCGCCUACACCGCAGCCAUGGUAAACCCACCGAGAUAAUGUAGUUUUUUUUUAAUCAAGACGGUUAUUAUUAUUGUCAACUUUUUUUUACCGGGGUUUACCGCUACACUGAAAACUCCGAUCAAAACCGAUAGGGGCGCUAUCGGCCGAUUGGGAUCAAAUGCCGAUCCAUCGGUGCAUCCCUAAUCGUAGGACGGCCAAUUCCAGUGGCUUUGUUUCAGUCACCUGACCCUGUGCUGUGUUUCCACUCUGAUCAGUACCUACACUGUCAUAUAUAUUAGCAGUUUCUCUAAUAAUUGCCGUCCUACAUUAAUGUUUUAUUGCGCUUAUUUCUUAUUUUUGCCACUGCAUUUCCUUACCUUCUGAUUCUGGUCUGCUUCCAUUCUGGAGCACCAAAUUAUUGUAUUUUUUCAUUUGUGUGUUUGUCAUAUUAAUUUAUAUAUAAAUAAUCUUUUCAACAUGAAGCAUCACAGUUAUAUAUUGUAAAUACCCUCCAAAACGGUCACUUUCCACGUGUGGGCUCAUUUCCAUGCAUCUUUUGUAGACUAACACAUUCAUUCGCUCAGGCUGAGUUUUUGUCAGGAACAGGCAGCUGUGUGUGUGCAUUAAUAUAGGUCAUGGGUAAUGGGUAACAAGUCAUGAUACCCAUUAGUUUCUGCUUUGCAAAUGCAGAUGUUUUUGUGCAGGUUCACUUGUGUUUUUCAGUGUGGGUGUGUGUGGGUGUCGGCGGUCAGAAGUGGUGCUACAUUUGGCAACGUUGAGUGCUGCUUUUCAUCAAUAUUGCAUCAUUUUCUUUUUCUUCAUUGAAGCAGAAUUCAUAAAGACUCUUCAUUGUAAGAAAGCAUUUGUUCACUGGGUUUAAAAGCUUGAGCUCUGAGAGGACGAGUGAUUUGUGUCAUAACUUAUUCAGGCUGGUUGUGGGAACAGAGCUCAUCCAGAUGAGGAAGAAACCUGAAAAUCUAAGUAGGAAGAAGAAAUGAGAGAAAAAGAGCUGAGGUAUAGAGUCCAGACAAAUGUUGCUCCCUGCCUCCCACUCGUACCACUCUGUCUCUCUCUUCUGCUGUGUCAUAGUAUACAGUAGGCUGCUUCACUCGCCCACCUUUUCAGCACAGCAUUGGUUUAUCACACCAACAGCUCCAGACAGCGCUCGUCUUUUCUCUAAUGCAUCCAUGCAUGCACACCAUCUUCACCCCCUCUCACUCGUCUCAGUGCAAGUGCUCACAGUCACCGACUCUUGCUCAAUGAUGGACGGCGGACAGAGAGAACGAAGAGAUGAGAUGGUUUCACAGAUCAGGUGAGGUGUGUCCCGGGAAAGUGGAUUACAGCUUCCGCAUUGUCAGAUCAGAGUGGCGGGGGAGUGCCCGGCCAUGUUGGGGCCAGCUAACCGCCAGGACUGCAGCGGUGCCCUGCUCUGCUUUAGCUGUUGGAAUGGCCGAAUGUUUCCUUCACCCAGUUUGUCACGUUGUUGUGAUUUGAGAGCUUGUGGCAGACUCCUGACCCGACUCCAGGCUGAGUCUGGAUAUGGUUCGGAAACAAGCUUGAGGCGUCAUGGUUCCAUGUUGUCUCUCACCUCAGCUGCAAGUGCCUUGUCGUCCACAUCCACCUCCUCCUUCAAGAAGGGGCACAGGCUGCGUGAGAAGUUGGCAGAAAUGGAAACCUUCCGGGACAUUCUGUGCAGACAGGUGGACACCCUUCAGAAGUAUUUUGACUCCUGCGCUGAUGCCGUUUCCAAAGAUGAGUUUCAGAGAGACAAAGUAGAGGAGGAUGAAGAUGAAUUUCCUGCCACUACAAGACCCGAUGGGGAGCACAAUCACAACAACAACGGCAGCAAAGAGAAACUGUUUGCUCCUGCCAGUCCCAAAGGGAUGAACGGCAUUGACUUUAAGGGUGAAGCCAUCACCUUUAAGGCCACCACAGCAGGCAUCCUCUCUACUUUGUCUCACUGCAUUGAGCUGAUGGUCAAACGGGAGGAUAGCUGGCAGAAAAGACUUGACAAGGAGCUGGACAAACGGAGGAGGAUAGAAGAUGCCUACAAGAUGACCUUGAAUGAACUGAAGAAGAAGUCGCACUAUGGAGGCCCAGACUACGAGGAAGGGCCCAACAGUCUGAUUAAUGAGGACGAAUUCUUUGACGCGGUGGAAGCAGCGCUGGACCGACAAGACAAGAUAGAAGAACAGUGUCACUCUGAGAAGGUCAGGAUACAUCGUCUAGCUCAGGUUCCUACUGGAGAUGCCUUUUCUACCAUCGGGACUCACAGAUUUGCUAGCAAGUCCCGUAGCUAUUCUUCCUCCCUGUCCUCGAGCGAGCUAGUCAGCGCUUCCGAUGACAUUCACAGAUUCAGCUAUCAGGUGGAGGAGAUGGUGCAGAAUCACAUGACUUAUUCUCUUCAGGAUGUGGGUGGAGAUGCCAACUGGCAGCUGGUGAUAGAAGAAGGCGAGAUGAAGGUUUACAGGAGAGAGGUGGAGGAGAACGGUAUCGUCUUGGAUCCUCUUAAAGCUACUCACGCUGUUAAGGGAGUGACGGGACAUGAAGUCUGUCACUACUUCUGGGACACAGAUUUCAGGAUGGACUGGGAAACCACCAUCGAGAACUACAACGUUGUGGAAACACUUUCUGACAAUGCCAUCAUUGUUUACCAGACACACAAGAGAGUGUGGCCCGCUUCUCAGAGAGACGUGCUCUAUCUGUCAGCCAUCAGGAAGCUUCUGGCAACAAACGAAAACGACCCCGACACGUGGCUGGUGUGCAAUUUCUCUGUGGACCACGACGGAGCUCCUCCUACAAACCGGUGUGUCCGUGCCAAAAUCAAUGUCGCUAUGAUCUGUCAGACACUGGUCAGCCCACCAGAGGGCGACAAAGAGAUCAGCAGAGACAACAUCCUCUGCAAGAUCACUUAUGUUGCCAAUGUAAACCCUGGAGGCUGGGCUCCAGCUUCAGUCCUCAGAGCCGUGGCUAAGAGGGAAUAUCCCAAGUUCCUUAAACGCUUCACCUCCUACGUUCAGGAAAAAACAUCUGGGAAGACCAUCCUUUUCUGAACACUCAGAGGCUGUCCUGUUGGAGGAACGGUGUUGCUCUUGGAGAUCAAACAAUCCAUUUUUGCUUUUCACUUUUAAACAUCUACCUGCAGGACUUCCCUUGUGGGCGGGGGGAGUGAGACUGUUUACAGCUUUAACGCAGCAGAAGUUUCCAUCUCCGCUACAUUUAAAAGCCCUGCUGCCACCAGCCUCUGGCCAUGAAAGCACAUUUUAUCAGUUCAAGAGUUUCAGACGAUGUUUUUUUUUUCCAAAUGUCAAUCAUUUGCUUGUUUUGUAUAAUUUUUAUGACUACAGGCUUUUGAACUUGUUGGGAGGGUUUGCCUUAAUCACUAGUAUUACAGCUACUUGUUUUGCUGCUAAAGGAACUAGCAUGGGGGGUUUUGGUAAACUCUCCUUUUAUUGCCUUUUCUGCCCCUCCUGUGACGACUCCUCACAGUCCGAUGGGGGGUCGGAGUCUAAAGCCUUGAAGUCUUUAUAUUUCUAGUUUCGGAGAGCACCAUAGACACAAUGUAUUGUACAGAAACAAAACCGAAAACGUUUACGAAUGUGUGAAAUGUGAAUCGACUGUUAAAAAAGCUUGAAUAUAUUUAAAGUAGAUGCAAGGAAAUAGGAGAUAAUUGCUAAUGAAAUUUGUUUUAAUCAGAUUUUUUGACAGCUGCGUUGCGGUCGGGGUGAAUCUGUUGGAUCAAGUUUCAGACCGAUGUUUAAAAUGACCAGCCACAAGGUCUGAUGGGAAAUUUUUCUCUUUAAGAGAUGAAUGGAUACAUUUAGUCUUUUUGUAGUUUUUCUUGAUUAUAUUUAUCCCCUUUGUGAGACGAGAAGAAGAAAUUCACCUAUUCUUGGGUCAGGUUUCAAAAUAGUGGCACCUUUCAGUUUAGUUGAGCAAAUUUAACAUUUUACUCAAUGCAGCAGCUUCCUGCUGUUUGACUGAUAAAAGACCUUCUCCCAGAAGGCCUUAGUCACCAGGGUGAACCUUAACAAGUCUCCAACUUCCCUAUUUACAGCCACCAGAUGUGCAUUUAUCAGCACCAAGCUGGGGAGCGCUGUGUCAACAUUUCACAUCAUAUUACCUCACAACUUUAUUUAGAUUUUGUUCUGUAACAUCAAACAUUUGGGAGUUCAGUUGUUCUGUUUGGUUGGGAGAAAAGGAAAUUGACGGUUUGGAUCGUUGUUUUGCAGAUGACACAAUCCAGAUCUUAGAAAAAAGUCCGCUGAAGGAUGCUGUUAGUGUUUUUAAUUCUAUUUUGUCAGUAAUCUACACACUUUGUAUAUUUCUAAGUUGUACAACUGAAGUGUUAUUAUUUGCACUAAAUGUAAUGCAAUUUGACAAUGUUCUGUAAAUUAAAAUCAUUACACAAAAGA